Cynara cardunculus var. scolymus (artichoke) is the source of this 2889-nucleotide messenger RNA. RefSeq names its product protein NLP5-like. Bases 293 to 2668 code for a protein of 791 amino acids. NCBI's taxonomy places the organism in Eukaryota, Viridiplantae, Streptophyta, Magnoliopsida, Asterales, Asteraceae. The transcript has 5 exons. The record is from RefSeq and is a predicted model, not a curated record. Gene Ontology annotation, molecular function: DNA-binding transcription factor activity; protein binding.
GCUGUGAUUUCACUUUCUGAAUUUGAAAUUCUGCCCCAAAUUCAUUUCAAUCUCAUCAUCUACUCAAAUCUCAAUUCUUCCACAAGAAUAAUGUUUGUGCGACAUGGGUUCAUCUGGUUUUUGAAGGAAGACGAAAAGAAUUCCUGGAAGUUGCUAUUUUUGUUUUAUAUUUACGUCAACCUUCUUCGCUCUGGUUCCUGAAUUCUUUUUCUCAGCUGCUAGAACCGCACAUCCUCUUCUUUUCCUUGUUUUUGCCACCGUUUUAGUCGUUAUAGAAAAAAGGUAUUUUUUGAUGGAUGAUUAUACCACCAUGUUUGGAUCCAUCAAAGAAAAUAGUCUAGAUUUUGUGGUUACUAAUGAAAGAUCAUGUAAUGAUGGUUGGUUAGAGAGUCUUAAUUUGUCUUCUUCAACCCAUUUGGAUUUUUCAUCUUCUUACCUUCAUUCCUCAGACAUAUACAUGCCAUCUUUUGAUCCAAACCUUUGUCCAGAGGAAACAGAUAUGAAACCUCUUGAUGAUUAUGGUGAAGUCUUUGAUGAUAGACUAGUUCAGGCAAUUGAAUAUCUGAAUGAAAGGUGCAUAACAGACACUGACCUUCUUGUUCAAUUAUGGCUGCCUGUAAUUAGACAUGGCAAACGAGUCCUUACCACAGAGAACAAACCAUUCAUGCUUAACUCAGAUGGUACAAGCUUCUCGAAUUAUAGAGAGGUUUCCAAGAGCUAUCGGUUUGCUGUUGAGUAUGAUUCCACUGAGAUACUCGGUUUACCUAGCCGUGUUUUCUUGAAGAAGUUUCCCACCUGCACUCUAGAUCUUCGAUUCGUUACAGAAGCGAAUGAUCCACGUGUAAGUUAUGCUCAAAAGCUCAACCUUGUCGGGUGUCUUAACCUCCCUCUCUUCGAACUAGGCGGUGGACCUUGCUUGGGUGUUCUCGAGGUGGUGACAACUUCCCAGAAAGUAAACUUUCGCGAUGAACUUGAAAACAUCUAUAAAGCUCUUGAGGUGGUUGAUCUAAGGACUUCUGAGUUCUUGAUUCAUCCAAAACUAAAGGAUUUCAGUGAACCAUACCAAGUGGUACUUGCGGAGAUUCGAGAUGUUUUGAGAUCCAUAUGUGACACGCUGAAGUUGCCAUUGGCUCAAACAUGGGGUUCAUGUAAAGACAGUUCCCGUGCAUACAUCUCCAUCAUUGAAUCUGCUUCGUAUGUGUUCGAUCCUGAGAUUUUGGGCUUUUUCGAGGCUUGCUGUGAUCAGCAGCUGGUACAAGGAGAAGGUAUUGCUGGUAAAGCAUUGGGUAUGAACCAACCAUGCUUUACUGUUGACAUUGCUGAUUUUUGUAGGGCUGAUUAUCCUCUAGCUCAUCAAGCUAAGAUGUUUGGAAUGAGUGGUGCUGUAGCAAUACGCCUUCGGAGCACCUACACAGGAUUAAUGGAUUUCAUCCUUGAGUUCUUCCUGCCUCCUGAUUGCAAAGACCAUGAAGAACAAAGACAGAUGUGUAGCUCGAUCGCUUCUAUGAUUCAACAUAUUUCUUGGAGCUUGCAUGGGAUAGAUGAUGAAGAACCAGUUGAAGAAGCUUCAUUUUCAGUCAAGAAAACAAAUACUCGAGACGAGUCUUGGAUAUCCCAUAUGUUGGAAGCCCAACAGAGGGGUGAAAAAGUCAUUGUUUCCAUGGGAGUUCACAAGGAGGAACCAGAAGAAGGAUUUAAAGUCAUAAACCAAUUCUAUCAAGGACUCGCAUUCACCGACCCUGAAGGUCAAACUUAUCUGGAGUGGGGACCCAAUUCAAGAAGUCAAUCAUCGAGCGCCAAACGAUCAAAGGAAAAGAGCAGGGUGAAGAUAGAAAGAAAUAUCAGUUUGCAGGUUCUCCAACAAUACUUCCCCGGGAGUCUGAAAGACGCAGCCAAGAGCAUUGGAGUUUGUCCUACGACAUUAAAAAGGAUAUGCAGACAGCACGGAAUCAUGAGAUGGCCUUCAAGAAAGAUCAAGAAAGUAAGCCAUUCAUUAAAGAAACUCCAACUGGUCAUCGAUUCAGUCCAAGGUGCUGAAGGGAUGAUCAAACUCGGAUCAUUCUAUACAAACUUCCCAGAACUAAGCUGCCCGAUUUCACUUAGUCCCAGACCAAAGGUUAACGAUCGGGUUAACCUCUUAAAAUCUCAAACAACACCAUCCAACUCUUCAUUAUCUUCUUGCAGCCAUGGUUCUAGUUCAAGCUUAAAAUCUUGUGGGUUGCAAAAAAGGCCAUGCGGUAAUUCAUCUUUUACCAAGAACAUGCUUCAAGAAGAAACAAAGUUACUAGUAAGAUCUGAAAACAAUAAACUUGCAGAGGUUAUAGCUCCUGCACCGAAGAGCAGCAGCCCUAUAUCACAAGAUGAAUGUGCCUUCAGAGUAAAAGCUACAUUUGGUGAAGAGAAAAUCAGAUUCAGAAUGUCAAAAGAGUGUGGAUUUGGAGACUUAAAGCGCGAAAUAACAAGGCGGUUUAAUAAGUAUGACAUGGAGCAUAUGACAGUUGAGUACAUAGACGAUGAUUCGGAUUGGGUGCUGUUGACAUGCGAUGCUGAUCUUGAGGAAUGUAUGGAUCUACAUACAUCAACCAAUAAUCCAACAAUUAAACUCUUCCUUCAUCGGUCUUCAUUCCUGCCAAUGACCCAUCCUAACGACGAUAUCCACAUCUGGUAGUCGUUGCAUAUUCCACACCGCCGUUACUAGGUUCCGUUGGGGAUUCUUAAUUCUCUUUUGAUGUUGUUUAGAAAUGUUGUUGAGAGCUACUAGAGGGACAAUCAAGUCCAAAAGUUGCUAAAUACAGUGCAUUUGGAAGUGUGAAUCAAUCCCUUUUGUAUGAUACUCAUAUUCUAUGUGGAGAAAAUUUUAACUGUGAAGAAUCCAAGACUUGAAUUGCA